GUGUUUUGGUUGAAAGUUUAGACACCGAAGGCAAUUGGCUGCUAGCUGUUAUGAUACAACGUACAUUCAGUUCGCACUGCGUCAUUACCAGUAAUAUCUGUAGAUUGAGAGAGCACGGGUUUAUCGUAGCAUAUUGUUGUAUGUUGUAGGGUGAUUGAAUUUUAUUGUUGGAAAAAUGUCGAGCUUCGAGGAGUGCAAACUCAAGGCUGGCCAUCCACCAGCAGUGAAGGCUGGAGGAAUGAGAAUAACCCAACACAAGACACCUAAGGAGGACCGUGAGAUAAAGCUGAGCAAGGACAGCGAGGACAGCAAGCCAUUGGGGAGUCCUCCAAAAACUGUGAUGAUCAGUGGAGCGCCUUCCAGAGGUAACGCUGAUUUCCCCCCAGAGGCUGUGCAACAUUUUCACGAAAAACCAGUGCCAACUCACGACGAUCGUCCCAUGCAUACUUCAAGACCCAUCCACAUCCAACAGCCAAGAAAGUAAAGAGUUUUACAGAUCCACGAUUGUCAGAGGUUUUGUCGAUUUUAUAUAGCAUUUCUUUUUUAUAUAAAAUCAACAUGAUAAUAAAUCUUGGGAGUCUGAGAGUUAAAUGGAGGAAAAUGCAUCGACAAACUCGUAUAAAAUUGACGGUUCAGUAGACUGGAUCAUCGAGCCCAUGUUAUCAUUGGUGAUAGCGUAUACUUGAGGUGCAGAGAGAAUGUGCAAUGUCAUUCUCAUAUGUUAUUUUACGUUAGUGUCAUACUUAUUUCCACUCAUAGUGGGUAACUUCCAAUUAUUAUUUUUUUCCUGAUGCGACUCGGGACCACAAAGCAUUUUUUUCCUUUAUUAUUCCACAGAACAUAGAUAUCACUUGAUUGCAGGUAGAACCAGUGAGUUUCAAUGUUGGAAAGUGAAAGAAGUUUAUUUUGGUAAUGGAAUUAUUCUAUAAGAUAUUGUGAGAAAAAUUUCAAUAAAUAUGUAUAAAAGUA
Molecule: messenger RNA, 969 nt
Organism: Diachasma alloeum
Lineage: Eukaryota; Metazoa; Arthropoda; Insecta; Hymenoptera; Braconidae
Product: death-associated protein 1
Exons: 3
Coding region: 176-484 (102 amino acids)
Biological process (GO): negative regulation of autophagy; cellular response to amino acid starvation; apoptotic signaling pathway
Molecular function (GO): death domain binding
Source: RefSeq, a predicted model, not a curated record